AUGCCACACAAGUCGCGCUGGUCUAUCCCGCUGCCGCAAUGUUCCUUUCCCACCUUCUUAUUCGGCUCCCCUCACAAAGACGUGGGUGAUGCGAAGGCGUACAUUGACGCUGCACGCCCGGAUGAGUUAUUCCUCACUCGCCGUGAUUUCCGUCUUUGGUCUCAGCGCCUUGCGCUGGGCUUGCUGAGGAGCCAGGCUUUCCAUCCUGGAGACCGAGUUCUGAUCUUUUCCGGCAACACGCUGGCCACGCCCGUUGCGUUCAUGGGAGUUGUUAUGGCUGGCGGGAUAUUCACGGGUGCCAACCCGACCUUUACUUCUCGGGAGCUGGCACACCAGCUGCGCGACUCUGAAGCGACGUACCUUUUCUGCUCACCGAGCUCCAUCGCUACAGGGCUGGAAGCUGCCAGACAGGCCGGCCUGGACAAGUCCAGAGUUUACCUCUUCGACGAGAGCAUUUUUCUGGAUGAGGGAAGUUCGUCUCACGCAGAAUUGGCGGGCUGUCGACAUUGGUCGGGCCUGGUAGCACCCGCCGAGGAUGCCAAAGACUUCCAGUGGGAAGAGUUAGAUGGGGACAAAUGUUCCAAGACGAUAGCUCUCAACUACUCAUCCGGCACAACGGGGGUACCGAAAGGCGUUGAAGUAUCACACUACAAUUACAUCGCCAACACUCUCCAAUACAACCAUCUCGCGACGCUAGAUCCGCAUUAUGCCCAGAAGAACGCAAGGGCAAAGUGGCUUUGCUUUUUACCUCUCUACCACGCCAUGGCGCAGACCAUAUACAUUGCCGGCAGCCUGCUCCGUGAGAUCCCGGUCUACAUCAUGGCCAAAUUUGACUUUUUGGAGAUGCUGGUAAACGUUGAACGGUUCAAAAUCACCGACCUCAGUAUCGUCCCACCAAUCGCGGUGGCCCUCUCCAAGCACCCUGCAGCCAGAAAGGCCAACUUGAGUAGCAUUGAGUCGGUCGGCUGUGGCUCUGCCCCGCUGGGCAGCGAUAUCUGUCGGGCGAUCGAGAAGCUAUGCGGCAAUCGAGUCAACAUGAAACAAGGCUGGGGAAUGACCGAAGUGACGUGUUCACUGCUGGGCUGGGACCCCACCAAGACCUCGUCCUCGUCCGGCGUCGGGGAGCCCAAUGCAAACUGCACAGCCAAGAUCAUGAGGAUCGUGACCGAUGACAGCGGCAAUGAAGAAGAAGCCUCCUUUUCCGAGGUGACGGAGCGCGGUCCUGCACACACAGGGGAGCUCUGGUGCCGCGGCCCCAACGUCAUGAAGGGCUAUUGGCGCAACCCCACAGCAACAAACAAAACGUUCUCUGUUGCCGAUGCUGAUGGCGAGCGGUGGCUGAGGACGGGGGACAUAGCCUAUGUAGACGAAGAGGGAUGCUUCUACAUCGUCGACCGGAUCAAAGAACUCAUCAAGGUCAACGCCAACCAAGUUGCGCCCGCCGAGCUGGAGGCUCUCCUCCUCGAGCAUCCCGCGGUCGCCGACGUAGCUGUCAUCGGCAUCCCCACGGCCGACGGUGACGAGAGGCCCCGUGCUUUUGUUGUGCGACAACCUGGUGGCGCCAGAGUCACCGAACAAGACAUCUAUGAUUUUGUCAAGGAGACGGCUGUGCCGUACAAGUGGCUCAAGGGGGGUGUGGAAUGGAUCGACACCAUCCCCAAGAAUCCUUCUGGCAAGAUUCUGAGACGCCACCUUCGUGAGACAUCGAAAGUGAAGCUUGCUCCUAGUAAGCUAUAG
Exophiala spinifera is the source of this 1737-nucleotide messenger RNA. RefSeq lists its product as uncharacterized. Gene Ontology annotation, biological process: secondary metabolic process. Gene Ontology annotation, molecular function: CoA-ligase activity. The record is from RefSeq and is a predicted model, not a curated record. Bases 1 to 1737 code for a protein of 578 amino acids. Lineage: Eukaryota; Fungi; Ascomycota; Eurotiomycetes; Chaetothyriales; Herpotrichiellaceae. The transcript is spliced from 2 exons.